Molecule: messenger RNA, 783 nt
Organism: Priceomyces carsonii
Lineage: Eukaryota; Fungi; Ascomycota; Pichiomycetes; Serinales; Debaryomycetaceae
Gene: SRT1
Product: ditrans,polycis-polyprenyl diphosphate synthase
Exons: 2
Coding region: 1-783 (260 amino acids)
Cellular component (GO): membrane; dehydrodolichyl diphosphate synthase complex; endoplasmic reticulum
Molecular function (GO): ditrans,polycis-polyprenyl diphosphate synthase [(2E,6E)-farnesyl diphosphate specific] activity
Source: RefSeq, a predicted model, not a curated record
AUGGAUGGUAAUAGAAGAUAUGCCAAAGCAAACAACUUGCCGUUACAGGGUGGCCACAAUGCUGGUGCUAACAGCUUAUUUGACGUCUUAGACGCUUCAUACAACAUCGGUAUCAAAUACAUUACUAUUUAUGCUUUUUCUAUAGAAAACUUCAACAGAUCACAAGCUGAGGUGGAUACAUUACUUGGAAUGCUUAGAGAUAAAUUAAAGCUAAUGUCUGACAGAGAAGACUCUUAUGCAAGAUUUAACAAAGUUAAAAUUUGUAUAGUAGGAAACAGGUCAAUGAUACCAGAAGAUAUUUUGAAAGAUUUGGAAAAGAUCGAAGAAAAGACUAAGCAAGCAAAAUCCGGAAAAGUAUUAAAUGUCUGCUUUCCAUACACCUCUAGAGACGAUAUAGCUCACUCAAUCAGAUCGAUUACUGAGAAAUUUGAGUCUAGAGAGAUAGACUCAAAGGAUCAAAUUUCGUUGCAAAUGUUAGCAGACAACAUGUAUAUGGGCCCCGGGACUCCACCAUUGGAUAUCUUAGUUAGAACAAGUGGUCAUACUAGGCUAAGUGACUUCAUGUUAUGGCAGUGCAAUUAUAAUUGUACUAUUGAAUUCACCGAGACGCUCUGGCCAGAUUUCAAAUUCUUAGGUGUAAUUUCAAUCUUGCUUAAGUGGAGUUAUUUUAAAACAAUGCAGCUGGAAAAUCAAAAGCCCAAGUCGGAAGCUAUACGAAGGAACACUCAGCAUUUGAAUUCAUUACCUACAGCGCCACCUUUUGCUUCAGUUACUGAUCGCUAA